Molecule: messenger RNA, 469 nt
Organism: Gilbertella persicaria
Lineage: Eukaryota; Fungi; Mucoromycota; Mucoromycetes; Mucorales; Choanephoraceae
Exons: 2
Coding region: 32-316 (94 amino acids)
Source: RefSeq, a predicted model, not a curated record
GCAUGUUUCUGUUUGUUUUAGAUAUAAAACAAUGCUUUCUUAUUUUUAUUUUUAUUUUAUUUUAGUGCAGUGGGUUGAUCAUCCAUUUUUUAUUUAUUUAUUUUUCGCUUUGAAGCGAAAUAGCAAUGUUUCACGGGUUAAUUUUAACUUAACAAAAGGGUCAAUGAACAUGACUGUCAUUGAUGUUGUUCUGUUCUAUUUCUUCUUUUGUGUCUCUCAAGAUGAUAAUAAUGAUAAUGAUGUUGAUAUGGAUCUAUUGUUGAUAUGCUCUGCCUGUCUAAUUCAACAAAGAUCAAGAUAUAAAUUUCUUAAUUGACGGAUGAAAGAAUUGGCGAAACAAAAUGGUAAUUAUCUAGAUUGUCUUUAAUAAAUUGAUGUUGACUGCCUUAAAAGUAACCACACACUCUAUUUCUUUCUGUGGCUCAACAAAAAGCUAUUUCCGCACACGGUCAUCAUAGCCGGUAAGACA